AUGGCUUUGCUCAAAAAAUUGCCUACAAAAGGCCAACUUCUUAGAAUGGGAAUUAGCAACGACAAUACUUGCGUUAACUGCAGCAAUUCUUACGAGUCAAGAGACCAUCUUUUUUCCCAAUGUACACUGGCAGUGGAUCUCUGGAACUUAAUUCUGAAACUUAAUGGGAUGCAGUCCACUUUCUUACCAUGGGAUGAAAUGGUAACAAAGGUUUGUUCCAUAUGGAAAGGAAGAUUAACAGCCACAAAUGGAGACCCCUUCUUGGGUGGAGAGGAUUUUCACAAUGCACGAUUGGAGUACUUAGUGAGGGAGCUCAACAGAGCUGAUAACAUUGAUCUCUCAAAGUACAAACUUGCCCUCUAG
This is a messenger RNA of Hibiscus syriacus, 363 nucleotides long. RefSeq lists its product as uncharacterized. The transcript is spliced from 2 exons. Bases 1 to 363 code for a protein of 120 amino acids. The record is from RefSeq and is a predicted model, not a curated record. Gene Ontology annotation, molecular function: ATP-dependent protein folding chaperone; ATP binding. NCBI's taxonomy places the organism in Eukaryota, Viridiplantae, Streptophyta, Magnoliopsida, Malvales, Malvaceae.